Molecule: messenger RNA, 1809 nt
Organism: Symbiodinium sp. CCMP2456
Lineage: Eukaryota; Dinophyceae; Suessiales; Symbiodiniaceae
Source: the annotation of a GenBank genome assembly
GCUACAUCACCCCCGAAAUUGCUGGGAAGUUCCCAGGCUUUCUUUCCCCGAGCAUGGGUCUCAAGUUCGCAGACGUUCCAAAUGGUCUCGCCGCCAUCUCGAAGGUACCCGCCGGAGGCUGGACCCAGAUCCUGCUGUACAUGGGUUGGUGCGAGGUGUCUCGCGGAGCAGGCUCCGACAUCGCCAGCGGCCGCCCUGGCGACUUCGGCUGGUACGUCCUCACCAGCGCGGACGCCGAGGAGAAGAAGAAAAAGUUGAACGCAGAGUUGGCAAACGGUCGCCUUGCGAUGAUGGCCAUCAUUGGCAUGUUCUACCAGGACGGCCUGACGGGCUCCGCCUGGGGUGACUGGGCCAACUACACGGAGUCCCCGCUCCGCGCGGCCCCGGACUUUACCCAGGAGCUUGGCGUCACGCCACCCCUGGGAUUCUUCGACCCGCUGGGCCUUAGCAAGUACGAUAACGAUGAGAUCGCCAAGCAGCAGUUCCGCCGAAGGCGGAUCGUCGAGCUGCAGCACGGCCGAGUGGCCAUGCUGGCAUGCAUCGGAUACAUUGUCCCUGAGUACGUUCGCUUCCCAGGAUUCUGCGCCCCUUCGCAGAACUUGGCCUUCACAGAUAUCCCCAACGGCCUGAAGGGCGCCGCAGCAGUGCCCCUGGCAGGAUGGCUCCAGAUCGUCACCUUCGUCGGCAUAAUCGAGGUGACCAACCUCCAGAGCAUUCAGACAGACAUCCUCGGCGACUAUGGCUACGGCGCGUUCGGUCUUCCGUUCGGCAAGAAGAUCGAGGAUCCCGAGAAGAAAGCGAAGAGCUUGAAUGCCGAGAUCAACAACGGAAGGCUGGCAAUGAUGGCCAUCAUCGGAAUGUUCUUCCAGGACGGCCUUACCGGGUCUGCCUGGGGCGACUGGGCCAACUACACUGACUCGCCUCUCCGCGCUGCUCCCGACUUCUCCGGGGAGCUUGGUGUGACUCCGCCCCUUGGAUUUUUCGAUCCCCUGGGCCUCAGCAAGUUCGACGACCCCGAGAUCGCUGCUGCGCAGUUCAAGCGCCGCCGCAUCAUCGAGAUCCAGCACGGGCGCGUUGCCAUGCUGGCCUGCAUUGGAUAUAUUGUGCCGGAGUACGUCCGCUUCCCAGGCUUCUGCGCGCCUUCUCAGAACCUGGCCUUCACCGAUAUCCCGAACGGCCUGAAGGGUGCCGCUGCCGUGCCUUUGUCAGGCUGGCUCCAGAUCAUCACCUUCGUUGGAAUCAUCGAGGUGACGAACCUCCAGAACAUCCAGACCGAUGUGCUGGGUGACUACGGCUACGGUGCCUUUGGCUUGCCCUUCGGCAAGAAGAUCGAGGAUGCCGAGAAGAAAGCGAAGAGCUUGAACGCCGAGAUCAACAACGGCAGGUUGGCCAUGUUCGCCAUCAUCGGCAUGUUCUUCCAAGAUGGCCUCACCGGCUCCGCAUGGGGCGACUGGGCCAACUACACCGAGUCCCCUCUCCGAGCCUUCGAGGAGGAGCUGGGUGUACAGGCGCCUGUGGGCUUCUGGGAUCCCGUGGGCUACACCCGCGAUGGCAAUGUCGAGACCUUCAAGCGCCGGCGUGAGACGGAAAUCAAGCACGGCCGCGUCGCGAUGUACGCCACCCUGGGCUACAUCGUGCCUGAGUACUUCAAGUGGCCAGGAUUCCUGUCGCCGUCCCUGGGACUGAAGUUCUCCGAUGUGCCUAACGGCCUGGCUGCCAUCACCAAGGUGCCUGGUGCGGGCUGGGCGCAGAUCGUGGCCUUCGCCGGCUACUACGAGCUCUUCGUGUACAAGUUCAAUGGAACUCCAG